AUGACGAAAAACGGUUCAGCAAAUCCAUCCCGCAAGAUGCGCCGGCGUGGUUCAAUCGACGUCGUCGAUGCAAAGGUCGCAGUUGACCUCGCCACAGCUCAGACAUAUUCUGAAAAUGUCUUCCUUUUCAUACCUAAUCUCAUCGGUGCAAUAGUUCUAUGCUUGGGCCACAUAGGGUAUACGCGCAUCAUCCUUGCUGGGCUUUCGCUCCACUUCAUGAGCUAUCACCCCAAAUACUGCACUCUGGCAUAUGUGAUAUCAUGUUUAUUGGACGCUGUUGAUGGCCAGGCCGCACGAGCCCUAGGACAGACAUCGAAAUUCGGUGCAGUGUUGGACAUGGUCACAGAUCGGUGUACAACAUCGUGCUUGCUCUGCUAUCUAUCGUCUGCAUACCCAAAUUUCGCAGUGGUAUUCCAGCUCCUUAUCUCACUUGAUUUCGCCAGCCAUUACAUGCACAUGUACAGCUCACUCGUAACUGGUUCGCGGAGCCACAAGCUCGUGACGAGCGAAGUCAGUCGUAUCCUAUGGUACUACUAUAAUGACUCCCGUACUCUGUUCUUCAUGUGCGCAGGCAACGAGCUCUUCUUCGUCUCUCUCUACCUCAUGAAAUGGGUGGACACGCCUAUCGGGCUCGGCGCUUACUCCUCAUGGCUCGCGGGUCUCACCUGGCCCGAGCUUGUCGCGAUCCCCAGCGCAUUCGUCUGUGCAGGGAAGAACAUUAUUAAUCUCGUACAGCUCUGGAAGGCGUCGAAAAUCCUCGUAGGGGUGGACCUUGCAGAGCGUGCGCAUGCGCGCGAGCUACAGGCUAAGAAAGAGUGAAAUGGGUUCGUGGACGGACAAAUAUCAUACAUACUACAUAUGCUGCUUCGUGCAUAAUGCCAAUAGGACGGUGUAAUCGCAUUCUUUGUUUUUGAUCUAUGUAAAUAUUUACGGCGUAAACGCAAACUACGCCAAGAAUGAUUAAUGACAUGGAGGCAUUUAGCACGCCAAGCGUUUGGUUGGGAGGCUUUAGAUGGUCGGAGUGAAUCUAAUUUUCGGGUGAAUGCUCCGGAUGGUAAAUGUUCGGCUGGGCUGGAUGCUCUGGAGAGUAUCUUAUUUAAUGACAUACAACAGAGCCAUCAGAUGCAUCAAGCCCAAACCAGACAAUAUGUUAUCUUGAUAUGCCCUGCCAUCCGGAUCCGACAUCGGUGGCGCCCUGGCCGACCUGAGCGUCCUUAAUGGGCUUCU
Suillus subalutaceus is the source of this 1227-nucleotide messenger RNA. RefSeq names its product CDP-alcohol phosphatidyltransferase-domain-containing protein. The record is from RefSeq and is a predicted model, not a curated record. Bases 1 to 819 code for a protein of 272 amino acids. NCBI's taxonomy places the organism in Eukaryota, Fungi, Basidiomycota, Agaricomycetes, Boletales, Suillaceae. Gene Ontology annotation, cellular component: Golgi apparatus; membrane. Gene Ontology annotation, molecular function: CDP-diacylglycerol-inositol 3-phosphatidyltransferase activity. Gene Ontology annotation, biological process: phosphatidylinositol biosynthetic process. The transcript is spliced from 5 exons.